Messenger RNA from Cercopithifilaria johnstoni, 1566 nucleotides. The record is from the annotation of a GenBank genome assembly. Lineage: Eukaryota; Metazoa; Nematoda; Chromadorea; Rhabditida; Onchocercidae.
AUGACCAUUUUGCUAAUAAAAGAUUGCUUGUUCUUGGCGGUAACAAUCUUUCAUGCUUGGGUACAUUUCAUCGGGUUUUAUUCAUAUUCAACACGGGAACAAAUUUGUCGUGCUGCAUUUCUGCGUGCCAGAAAUGCAUUUACUGCAGAAGAACAUGCUAUUCAAGAAAAUGCUAGACUUACGGAUUUGUUGCAAACUGCAGUACCAACACAUUUAGUACAUACAGCACGUCAACAAUUUGCCAAAUCUCCGCCAACGAUAUACACGGAACAUUAUAAUCAGACUAGUGUUGUAUAUUGUCGGCUGGUUGGUUUGGAAGAUAUUUUGUCGUGUUGUAGUGCGCAAGAUUCGGCACAAUUGUUGAAUGAAUUCAACUCUCGAAUUGAUCAAAUUAUCAAAAAAUGUGGUUGCAUUCGUUUGCAAUCAGAUGGUAUUCUGGUAAUCUCAGGUAUCCCGGCAGCACGAGAUGAUCAUCUUAAGAAUGCAAUUAAUUUUGCUUGUGAUUUGCAAGCACUUGUAAGAAGUUUUUGCGAUGCAACAAUUGUCGAUUUGCAAUUACGUUGCGGAAUUGAAUGUGGUUCCGUAUCGUGUGGAAUAUUUGGUUUAACGAAAUGGCAUUAUGAUGCGAUUGGUUAUCCAAUCGAAGAAGCUAUUAAUAUUGAACGUAUCGCUCCAGAAAGUGGAAUAUAUAUAGCCGAAGCAGCAAAACGUCAAGCUGAAUGUAAUUUUCAAUUUGAAAAAUGUGGACAACUAUGGCGUAUAACAACUGAUCAACAUUAUUAUUAUGGUGCUAGCAGUUUACCGUCAUCAAUGCUAUUUCCGAAUUUGAAACGAUUUUCAUUAAUCACUGUACCACAAGCAAUUAACAGAUUAUUACAAACAAUAUCAUCAGCUAAUGAUACUUUGAUAAAAAAUAGUGCUACAAUGGGUGGACGUCGGAAAAAACGUAUGGAUAAAUUAGCAUUAAUGAAUGGGAAAAAGAAUACUGAUAAAGAUAAUACUGGCAGAAGUGUGAUACACAAUUGGUUCCUAAACUUUCGAAGUCAACAAAUGGAAAAAGCGUAUCAGGUACAAUUUGAUCAAUGGUUUGUGCCAGCAUUAGCUAUCAGUAUAUUUUUCCUCGUUAUUUAUGGCAUUUAUCAUGUUUUGGUUUUACCAAGGCAAAUUUCAACGCUUAUCAUGAUUAUAAUAUCAUUGGCUAUCAUUUUUAUGAUAUUACUGACACUUUAUGCAAAUUUCUUCCAGAAUUUUUGCCAAUUUAUCACACGUACAGCUAUCGGUCAUACAAUCAUUAUUUUAUUGAUUAUAUCACUAUUAUUUAUAUGUGGCAUUGUUAAUACAUUCUCCUGUCCACAACAUUCAAAUUUAACACCAAUAGAUGAAUGCGGUAUUGUACAUUUUUCGCAGCUUAAUUGUGCUUUUUGGAUGCUUGCGACAUCUGUCUUCAUACGUUUCUCAUCAUUGGUACUAUUUGGCGCUUUGAUAAUUGCAUUUGCUAUAUAUUCUUGUCAUACAUUUAUCACUCAUCCGAUGCUUUACGUCAAUUACGCGCAAUUUGUUACGUGA